AUGUCUUUUUACAGUUCUUUAAGAGAGCAAUCGCAUUGUUUCAUCAUCCCUGUAUCGUGGCACGAGGCCGGCUCUCACUCCCGGUUGGUGGAGCUAGAAGCCACUUUAUUACUACCAAAGCUACUGACGAGGUCUCACCUUUGCAACUCACACACUCACGCGCGUAUUUCUUCUACUGACGAUACACCGAAGGAGACUCGCGGAGAUUGGGAGUCGCAGGAUAUCUUUGGCGGAAAUGAUCUGCAGUCGGGUGCUCGGCGCGCGUCUGGCGCCGUGCUGGCCGGCGUCCUCCGCUCUCACGCCGUUGCGCCAGCCACAAGCAUCAUUCGUAAGGCGGCGCAGCACCGAGCUUUCAGCAGCGCGCCGCGCCAAUUGCGCGAGAAGGCUUCGUUCAGGGAAACGGGCUCUACUGCGGCGGCUGUGGAUGACACUGGCUCAGAGAGGAACCCUUCCUUUGCGGAUAUUGCAUUUGCAUUCGACAUUGAUGGCGUGCUGUACCAAGGACAAAAAGGUAUCCCAGGUGCCAAAGAGAUGCUGCAGAAAAUCCGGCAGCUGGGGUUACGCUACGUGUUUUUGACCAACGGCGGCGGCGCGCAUGAGAAUGCCAAGGUGGCAUCUCUGGCGAAGCGGCUGGGCCUCGAGAAUCCAGAACAUGUGCUCAAGGAUAGAGUGAUAUUGUCGCAUACGCCCAUGCGGAGCUGGGAUGAAGAUGUCAAGAAGAACGGCACCGUGCUGGUCACGGCAUCCCAGCCUGAAACAGCAAGGCAGCUUGCCAGAGAAUACGGGUUUCAGCGAGCGGUGACGCCGGCGGACUUGCUGGCCGCCAAUGGACAUAUUUACCCGUUUGCUCAUCUCCGCGACAGCCUGCACAAGGAAUCUUCGCCGUUGCCAGACGGGAAGAGCGCCGCCGCCAUCAGCGACCCGUACAGCCGCGUCAUCCCCCCCGACGCGCUCAAAAUUGACCAGAUCCUGGUGUGGAACGACCCACGCGACUGGUCGCUCGACAUCCAGGUGAUCCACGACCUGCUCGUCUCGUACCGGGGCUACCCGGGCACGCUGUCGACCAAGAACGGCGACCGGACGCUGACCGACGCCGGGUGGCAGCAGGACGGGCAGCCGGGGCUGUGGAUUUCGAACCUGGACCUCGUGUGGAAGACGGAGUACCCGGUGAACCGGUUCGGUACGGGCGCGUUCCUGGAGGCGCUCAAGGGCGUGUGGGCGGCGGUGACGGGGGGCGCGGCGCCGCUGCGGUACCAGGCGCUGGGCAAGCCGUCGCGGCGCACGUACGAGUACGCGCACGAACGGCUGCUGCGGUACGACGCCGACGUGCUGGGGCAAGGCGGCACGGCGACGAGGCCGCUGCGCAGGGUCUACAUGAUUGGCGACAACCCGGAGAGCGAUAUCCGCGGGGCCAACGACUUUGCGCCAGGCGAUGGUGCGCAGUGGGAGUCGAUCCUGGUGCGCACGGGUGUCUUUCAGCCCACGCUGCAGGAGCCCGAGCCGCGGUACAAGCCGACGGUGAUUGUCGAUGAUGUGGUGGACGCGGUGGUGUGGGCGCUGCGAAACGAGGGCAUGGACGUGUCACGGGACUGGCUGCUGUCCAAGUAA
This is a messenger RNA of Cordyceps militaris CM01, 1608 nucleotides long. Its product is annotated as HAD-superfamily hydrolase, subfamily IIA, CECR5. The record is from RefSeq and is a predicted model, not a curated record. The transcript is spliced from 4 exons. Gene Ontology annotation, biological process: glycerophospholipid biosynthetic process. Bases 1 to 1608 code for a protein of 535 amino acids. Gene Ontology annotation, cellular component: mitochondrion. NCBI's taxonomy places the organism in Eukaryota, Fungi, Ascomycota, Sordariomycetes, Hypocreales, Cordycipitaceae.